Leguminivora glycinivorella is the source of this 1012-nucleotide messenger RNA. Its product is annotated as leucine-rich repeat-containing protein 15-like. The transcript is spliced from 2 exons. Bases 180 to 1007 code for a protein of 275 amino acids. Gene Ontology annotation, molecular function: protein binding. The record is from RefSeq and is a predicted model, not a curated record. NCBI's taxonomy places the organism in Eukaryota, Metazoa, Arthropoda, Insecta, Lepidoptera, Tortricidae.
AUUAUGGGUUAGUGCAUUUAUAGAUAAGUAUGUAUCAUGAUAAGUAGCGUGCAGUGUGAUAAACGAACGGUUUGUACUAAUGAACAUUUGGCGAAUUUGUUGAUUCUAUCCGUAAUUAUGUAGGACUACCAACGUAACCACUGCAUACAUAGGUAUCAUGAGAAACAUAGAGAUGAACGAUGAAUAUAAGAGACGCCGUACGCGUGGUGGCGUUGUUGGCGCUGGCGACGUGUGUAACCACAGAAAUGUGUCCUGCAACCACUAGAGUGCCGGUAACAUGCUCCUUACAGAGUGGCACGGAGAUCGAGCUCUCCUGGAGUAUUCGCGAAUACAUCACAGUAGAGUGCCUCGACAAUGGCACCUUCAGCUGCGCCGAACUACCGAAACUGAGUAUACCCGUCUUACCAACAAGGGUAAUGAUCGACAAUUGCGUGCUGCCUACCUAUGAGUCACUUAGCUGCACAUUUCAAGUACUUGGCGCAUCUGGCGCCACCUUACUCACACUGCGCGGACCUCAUUCUUUCCUCAAACCAGAACAUGUCCAAGGCCUACAUCUUUCCACGCUCAAUUUAAAAGGUUCAACGUUCGAUGAGCCUUAUACACCGCUAGAGCUACCGACAUCCGCGCUAGCAGCUCUAUCGUCGCUGCAAAAGCUCGUAGUGACUAAUGCCCGCUUAAACCUGUCGCCUGAUUCUCUGGCAGGUGUUUCUCAAUUGAAGCACCUGGAACUAUCCUCGAGCGAUAUCACAGGACUUAACCAAAGUGUCUUUCGAGAGCUGAAGUCGCUACUCACUCUGUCGUUGUGGGGUAAUGAUCUGCGUGAGUUGCAAAGUGGCACUUUUGAUGGAUUACAGUCGCUGCAGAGCCUUGAGCUGUUCGACCCGUUGCAAUCUUUAGAUGAAGGUGUUUUCGCGGCGGCGGAAAACCUGCGGGAGCUACGGCUAGAAAAUAUAGAGCUGGAUGAGCUGAGUCAAGCGGCGUUGCGUGAUCUGAAUGAACUUGAAUAACUGAU